This is a messenger RNA of Pipistrellus nathusii (Nathusius's pipistrelle), 6327 nucleotides long. The record is from the annotation of a GenBank genome assembly. NCBI's taxonomy places the organism in Eukaryota, Metazoa, Chordata, Mammalia, Chiroptera, Vespertilionidae.
AUGUUCAGCCGCCCGUGCUGCUGCCAGCUGCCGCUCCUGGCUGACGUGGAGGGCCGCAGGCGGCAGCGGCUGCGGCGGCGGCCCUCCUUCGAGACUGGUGGUCGGCGGUCCCGUCACGCGGGGCGCGGCAAGGCCGCCGGAUGUCUCACCGUGUCGCAGAGCGGCCGAGAUGCCCGCUACGCAUCGCCGUGGGUGUGUGGACGCUGCGCCAUGGACAUUUUGGCCCUGGGAGAGUGCACCACAGCUGAUUAUGCGUGGCUAGACGAUUGCCCAUAUGUGAGCGAUACUGUCUAUACUUCUGAAUUUAUUCCCAAUGAUUAUGUUCGUGUGACUCAACUCUACUGUAAUGUUGUGGGUAGGCAGUAUAAAGAUCACGCCGAAAGUGAGAGAAACUUGGAAUUCGACAUCUGCAAUAUGUGGUGUACUAAACCAGUUUCUGUCCUGCGAGAUUACUGUGAUGCCAUUAAAAUUCACAUCUUCUGGCCACUUCUGUUUCAACAUCAGCACAGUUCCAUAAUUUCACGGCUGUAUCCCUGUGUGGAGGCCAAUAGUUUUCAUGCUUCUGAGAUAAGUUUGAAGGAAUUGCAACAUCUAGAGUUGAUGGAAGAUAUUGUGGAUUUGGCGAAGAAAGUUAUGAACAAUUCCUUCUUUAUUGGAGGCUUACUGAGAAUUGGCUAUAAAAUAGAAAAUAAUAUAUUGGCAAUGGAAGAAGCUUUGAAUUGGGUGAAAUACACAGGCGAUGGAGCAAUUCUAUCUAAAUUAGGAGCAGUUGAAAAUUGUUGGCCUAUGUUAAGUAUUUUCUUUACUGAAUACAAGUACCACAUAACUAAAGUUGUAACAGAAAACUGCAAUAUACUUGAAGAAUUUGAAAGACAAACUUGUUUGGAGUGUAUACAGCAAGGAGAACUAAUGAAAAUGAAAGGAAAUGAAGAGUUUUCCAAAGAAAGAUUUGAUCUAGCUAUUCUCUAUUACAGCAGAGCCAUUGAAUACAGUCCUGAAAACCACCAUCUUUAUGGUAAUCGAGCUCUUUGUUUUAUUCGCACGGGACAGUUCAGAAAUGCACUUGGUGAUGGCAAGAGAGCCAUUAUUCUGAAGAACAACUGGUCAAAGGGUCAUUAUCGUUACUGUGCUGCUCUUUCUUUGCUGGGAGAAUAUGACUGGGCCCUGCAAGCAAACAUUAAAGCUCAAAAGCUCUGUAAAAGUGACCCUGAGGGAAUUAAUGACCUAAUUCAGCAGCAUGCUAAGUUACAAAAACAAAUGGAAGAUUUGCAAGGCGGAACAUCAACUAGGAAUCCAGUUAGAGUCUUUUAUGAAAGCAGAGUCUACACACCUAGUCUAACAUCACCUGCGUUUAGUACUUCACUUAACUUUGUAGAGAUUGAAAGAGAUUCCGAAGAAAGCUACCACGAAAUGGCAUACGGUAGCAAUCAACAUCUAACGGUGGCAGAUGAAGCUUUGAAUAUAGAUGAUGGUGACUGUCAUCCUGAAUUUCCACCACCAUCAGGCCAGUCUCCAAAACAUAAAGGAAAACAAAAAUCUCGAAACAAUGAGUUGGAGUUCAGCUGUAGUUCACAAGGGAACUUUCCAGCAGAUUUGAAAAACCUCUUGGACAAACAGUUCUCUAAAUCUUCCAAAGCUGCACACCAGGACUUUGCUAAUAUAAUGAAAAUGCUGAGGAGCCUGAUCCAGGAUGGGUACACAGCUCUGCUGGAGCAGCGGUGCCGCAGUGCGGCCCAGUCCUUCUCGGAGCUGCUCAACGGCCUGGAUCCGCAGAAAGUAAAGCAAUUGAACCUGGCCAUGAUUAAUUAUGUCUUAGUGGUGUACGGACUUGCUAUUUCUCUCCUUGGAAUAGGACAGCCUGAGGAAUUAUCUGAAGCUGAAAACCAAUUUAAGAGGAUGAUUGAACACUACCCCAAUGAGGGCCUUGAUUGCUUGGCUUUCUGUGGAAUUGGAAAAGUGUACUUGAAAAAAAACAGGUUUCUAGAAGCUCUUAAUCACUUUGAGAAAGCAAAAAACCUGAUUUGUCGACUCCCUGGAGUGCUAACUUGGCCCACAAGUAAUGUGGUUAUUGACGAGACUCGGCCGGGGAAAAUAAAGAUGAUCUUAGAUAAAUUUAUUGAAGAAUGCAGGUUCCCUCCAGUGCCAGAUGCUGUUUGUUGCUAUCAGAAGUGCCAUGGAUAUUCCAAAAUCCAGAUAUACAUCUCAGAUCCAGACUUUAAGGGUUUUAUACGAAUCAGCUGUUGCCAGUACUGCAAAAUAGAAUUUCACAUGAACUGUUGGAAGAAGUUGAAAACAACAACCUUUAAUGAUAAAAUUGACAAGGAUUUUCUACAAGGAAUUUGUCUUACCCCUGACUGUGAAGGUAUUAUUUCUAAGAUUAUCAUCUUCAGCAGUGGUGGUCAAGUUAAAUGUGAAUUUGAACACAAAGUCGUAAAAGAAAAGAAGGUUCCUUCAAAACCUAUUCUGAAACAGAAAUGUUCUAGCCUAAAGAAGCUAAGACUGAAAGAAGACAAAAAACUGAAGAGAAAGAUCCAAAAACAGGAAGCAAAAAAAUUAGCACAAGAAAGACUGGAAGAGGAUUUACGGGAAAGUAAUCAACCCAAAACGGAAGAGCCUAAAGAAACGGUUGCCCGUGCUGAGAGCUGCCAGUUCCUGGACGACAGGAUCUUGCAGUGCAUCAAGCAGAACUCCGACAAGAUCAAGUCCGGGGUGCUGGAUGCGUCCAAGCUCCUCAAAGAGCUGCUCUCCUGGAAGGUUUUGAGCACAGAAGACUACACCACCUGCUUUUCCAGCAGAAAUUUUCUAAGUGAAGCGGUGGACUACGUCAUUCGUCACUUGGUUCAAGAAAAUAAUAGAGUCAAAACAAGGAUAUUCCUGCAUGUUUUGAGUGAGCUGAAAGAAGUGGAGCCAAAGUUAGCCACUUGGAUCCAGAAACUUAAUAGCUUUGGUUUAGAUGCCACAGAAUCUUUUUUCUCCCGUUUUGGAGCAUCUCUCAAGGAGCUUGAUUUUAGCAUCAUGACUUUUCUCUGGAAUGAGAAGUAUGGUCAUAAACUAAGCUCUAUAGAAGGAAAGCAACUUGACUAUUUCUGCGAGCUGGCAUCAUUGAAGGAAGCCCGGUGUCUGAUUUGGCUGCUGGAAGAACACAGAGACAAGUUUCCGGCCUUGCACAAUGCGUUAGAUGAAUUCUUCGAUAUCAUGGACAGCCGCUGCACGGUGCUGAGGAAGCAAGACAGCGGGGAUCUGCCAUUUAAUUCUCCCAAGAUAAAAAACAAAGGCAAGAAAAAGAAGCCAAAAGAUUUAAAGCCUAUGUUAGUUGGGUCUGGAACAACUUCAAUAACACAUAAUAAUGAGAAUAUCACUUCAGGUGAAGACCAUAAGCGCAAUUCAAAUUCCACAGGCCCAUUUGUAGUGCCUGACCACCUUCGGCAAGACGUAGAAGAAUUCGAAGCUUUGUAUGGACAGCACAGCAAUGAAUAUGUUGUCCAUAAGAAGAAGGUGUGGGACAUUAACCCAAAGCAAAAAAGUUCAACUCUGUAUGAUUAUUUCUCUCAGUUGUUGGAAGAGCAUGGUCCCUUGGAUAUGAGUAACAACAUGUUCUCUGAAGAAUAUGAAUUCUUCCCAGAAGAAACUCGUCAGAUACUAGAAAAAGCCGGAGGUUUGAAAUCUUUUCUCCUAGGAUGUCCUCGUUUUGUUGUGAUUGACAACUGUAUUGCUUUGAAGAAAGUUGCAUCACGACUCAAGAAAAAGAGAAAGAAGAAAAACAUCAAGGCAAAAGUGAGAGAAGUAUCAAAAACAGGAGAGUGUUUACGAGGCAAACUGCCGCUGAAUCCAACCGCUAGGGAAUUUAAACCAGAUGUGAAGUCCAAAGCAGUGUCGAGUUUAUCUUCAGCACCAGCUCCUGGAGAUGUGAAGCCCCAGCCUGCAUCUGCUGAUGCUCCCAAACCAGCCUGUGAAGCUGAGAAGCCACAACCAAUGUCCGAGAAUUCUCCCAGGCCAGUCUCAGAGGGCGGGAAGCCCAAAGAGGCCUCUGCCAGUCCUCCCGAAGCAGCCUCUGAGGGUGCGAGCCGCCAGCAAGCAGCCUCUAAGGAGGUGAGCCACCAGCGAGCAGCCUCUGAGAAUACGAGCUGCCAGAGAGCAGCAUCUCAGCAUGCGAGCCGCCAGCGAGCAGCGUCUCAGCAUGCGAGCCGCCAGCGAGCAGCCUCUACAGAGGUGAGCCACCUGCGAGCAGCUUCUCAGAACGUGAGCCUCCAGCGAGCAGCAUCUCAGCAUGCGAGCCGCCAGCGAGCAGCCUCUCGGCAUGCGAGUCGCCAGCGAGCAGCCUCUGAGGAGACGAGCCGCCCACGAGCAGCCACUCGGGAGGUGAGCCGCCUGCGAGCCUCCUCCGUUUCUCCCAGGCCAGCUCAUGAGGACGUGAAAACAACCUAUUGGACUCAGGCCCCAAUGGUCACAGGGUAUUGUACAUACCUUCCCUUUGCGCCAUUCCAGGUUGCCCCACCACCACCAGCAUACAUAAGCAUGGUGCCGACGUUGCCCCAAUACACUCUUUACACCCCGAUGGCCACCAUCUCAACCGAGUAUCAGCUGCAAACCUCGGUGACAAUGGUGUCCUCUUACAUAGCCAAUGACAGGCCAGGUCAGAGUGCUGCUGUGUAUUGUGAGGGGCGCCGUCGUCUGAAUGCUGAGCGUGCCCCUGGCCACCAGAUUGCCUCAGAAACACACAUCCCUCCGAACUCUUUGGAGAUGUCAGGACAGUUACAGUGCGGCACAGGUGGUGCUGCCCCAGCCCAGAGUGAGCCCAGCAGAAACCAUGGUCACUGUGCAAACGCUGCCCACAAGCAGGAAGCAAACCCAGAAAGGACCGAUGAAGCAACGGAUAUUCCACAUACACAAGUGUUUGCCACACAGGUGUCUGGGAGUGUAGCACAUCAAGAAGUCAACACUGAGCCAUAUGAUCCUUUGGAGGCACAACAGGAGGAUAUUUCACAGAUUGAAAAGGAGUCCCACGUUUUACAAGAGCAGCUUAAGGAAGCCUGUGAAAAUUACGAGCAGAGAAAACUCCAGGGCUCAGAAGAGACCAGGGACCUAGAAGAAAAGUUGAAAAGGAACUUGGAAGAAAAUAAGAUCUCAAAGACAGAAUUAGAUUGGUUCCUUGAAGAUUUGCAAAAGGAAAUUAAAAAAUGGCAACAGGAGAAAAAAGAAAUACAAGAGAGACUAACAACACUAAAGAAGGAAAUGAAAAGGGUUUCAGAUGCCACUGAAACGUACACCCAGAAAAAUGAUGGACAUGAAAAGGAACACGAAUUCCUUCUGGAUCAGUCUUCUGAAACCAGUGAUACUUUUACAAAUGAGAAAACGAAAAUAGAAGAUCAAAUAAGGAGAGGGAAGGAGCAAUAUGAAGAGAUUCUUCAAAGAGCUGUGGCUGCAGAGAUAUCUGUGCUUGAAAACCAGAAAGAGAUGGAAGUGUUUAAGUUACAGAUCAUGGAAUCACAAGCUGAAGGGUAUCUGAAGACCUUGAGCCAAUUGCAAAGUGAUCCUGCAGCAUAUCCUGAACUAGAGUCUGACAUGGAUUCAUGGGAAUCAUUUCUUUCUGAUGUUAGAGAAGAAAUUGAGAAAACAGAGUCUCAGUUUGAAGAACAAAUUAAGGCCAUUAAAGCUGGCUCUCGGCUCAGUGAGCUUUCUCCAGUGCAGAUCUCCGAGCUUCCGUUUCCCGCAUGGAGCGCAGUUUGCCCGAAGUCACCUCCUGAGUCUCCAGGCCUCGAUGAUCAGGGUCCCUCGACAUCUGCAAGUCCCACAGCGGUUCCCAGGGAUCCAAGCCUGGUCUUUGCCGGUGAUCGCCCAGUGGGGGCUCCCUCGCCACCCCUGCCAGCAUCACCCUCCGCUCAGCAGGAGUGUGAGAGCGCCCGCCCGGCAGCUCGGCCCAAACACAGCCUCCCGUCUGAUCAGAAGCCGCCUGCUGCUCAGGGACGCGCCGCCCGUCCCAGCCCGUCUCCAAAGAAGCCGUUCAACAGCAUCAUCGAGCACCUGGCGGCGGUCCUGCCCGGUUACAGCAGCACCGAGCUUGCUGGUUUCAUUAGAAAAGUGCGAAGCAAAAGCAAGACCUCGCUGUCAGGACUGAGCGUUGAUGAAAUCGUCCAGAGGGUGAAGACACACGUUCUAGGGGCACAGCAAAGCCAGCAGACACUGGGUGCACAGUCCUGUGAGCUCUGCCAUGAGGCGUUCAAGACCAAAAACGUGCUUGUGCUGAGCUGUGGGCACAAGUUUCACAAAGGGUGCCGGAAGCAGCAUCUGAAAUGCCAGAGCACCUGCCCGGCCUGCCUCGGAGAGUGA